Molecule: messenger RNA, 789 nt
Organism: Magnolia sinica
Lineage: Eukaryota; Viridiplantae; Streptophyta; Magnoliopsida; Magnoliales; Magnoliaceae
Exons: 1
Coding region: 1-789 (262 amino acids)
Source: RefSeq, a predicted model, not a curated record
AUGGCUGUUAAGAAGGGAUUGAUGCAUGCUAGCGAGAAGGAUUGCGCUAGUAAGCGGGAGAAGAGACUCCGCAUGCGAUUCCUGUGGCCAGCUCGAGCAUUGGAGGUCAGUCUCUGGUGGGACAGUGUCCUCCGGACCAUUGCUGCCGGAUACAUGUGGACGUGGGAGGCUUUCGAAACCCGCUUUCACGAGAAGUACUUUCCUCUCACGUAUCGGCAUGAGAAAGAGAGUGAGUUCCUUCGCCUCCGUCAGGGAGGGAAGUCUGUUGCUAAGUAUGAGAAUAGAUUCACGGAUCUGGCUAGGUAUGCUCCGUUGAUAUUAAUCGAUCAGCCAAUGCGAAUGCGACAGUUUUCAGAGGGCCUGCGACCCGAGAUACGCUCGAAGAUGUGUUGCGCUAGCAUAUCUAGCUAUGCUGAGCUGGUGGGCAUGUUUCUGCGAGCGGAGCAGGAUGGGGAUAGAUUAUCCUGCACGCGCAUGCUUAUGGUUCCUAGGCCGCGAUCAGAUUUACCGAGCAGGCCGUUCCUCUGCAUGAGGCCCCAUGUAGACUCAUCUCCUAGACUUGCAGCUCCACCAGCUCCUGUGAGACGACCAGACUUGUGGUGCACUUACUGUAAGAGGUCGGGCCAUGUAGAUACGUACUGUUUCACCAAGAUGAGGAACAAUGGCUUCUCACCGCCUCAAAGGAUCAACCACCCGCUUCCUCAGACGAUUGUAGCUCCACCUCUACGGUUAGCACCAGCACAUCCAUCUUUUCGGCUGCCUGCACCCCGAUUUAGGCCGCCUCAGUGA